Messenger RNA from Cyclocybe aegerita, 2286 nucleotides. The record is from the annotation of a GenBank genome assembly. NCBI's taxonomy places the organism in Eukaryota, Fungi, Basidiomycota, Agaricomycetes, Agaricales, Hemipholiotaceae.
AUGUUGCGAAUAACGAUCUACUUACGCCUUCGUGUUAUAGAAGUUGAAAUGAUUUUCAGUGUCGAAUGGUCUUGUUGGCCUGAGAGAUCCUCGAAGUGCGCGCGGAGGGACAUCUCGUGCCUUCGUAUGCACGUGUAUCGACUCAUCGGCAAGGGGGCGAACGUUGAUUUCGAUUCCGAGGCUUUUUGUUACUUAUAUAAGAAGAAAGAACAGGAUGAAGGCGGUGCUUUCUUCCGCCCUCGCAGAGACUGCUCAACCAUGUUGAAACGAGGCUUGCUAUCCGUCUUGGGUCUUGCAGGACUCGUCCGUGCUGAUCCAUACAACACCUUCGACGGCCCAGGAUUCCCAGCUUGUCUAAAUGUCGCCGCUGUCCAUAACCCCACCACAAUCGACCAGGCUGUCGCGAUCGUAAAGGAUGCGAGUGCACGCGGCAUUCCCGUCCGCGCUAGCGGUAACGGACAUAUGUGGUAUGACACGAUGUGCUCCGACGAUCCGAGGACAAUCAUCAUUCGAACGGAGAACCUGAACCGAAUUUCUGAUCUCGUGUUGGACGGUGACAAGGGUAGCGUUGUUGUCGAAGGAGGUGUUACGUUCAACCAAGUAGCUGAAUGGCUGCACCAACGCAACGCGUCUUUGGGCUACACGCUGGUGAACUGGAACAUCACUCUAGGCGGUGCGAUGGCCAUGGGUGCUCAUCGUUCAUCUUUGGGAGAAGAUUCGCAGGUGUCAACGUCGGCCCUGUCGUUCGAUAUAAUCAACGGCAAAGGCGAGCUCGUCCACCUCGACAGGGACCAGUCCAGCGAUACAUGGCUUGCUGCCACGACUUCUCUUGGCCUCAUGGGUAUCAUCGUCCGUAUAAAGAUGGAAAUCCUUAAGGACUUCAAGGUGUACGCGAACCAGGAGACUGUCGACGAGAAGGAUGUUUUGAACGGCGAUAUUUAUGCUGAAAUAUCUCCUUUCGUGACCGCGAACUAUUGGUGGUGGCCAGGUCCUAAGAAGUUCCACAAGAGAACCUACGGUGUCGUCCCGAUCACUCGCUCCGGAAAUGCCUUCCAGUCCACCUUCUCCGUCACUGAGUUCGAAGCGAACUUGGCCAAAUCUCUGCUGGAUGCCGGCCAGAACUCCAGCCUCCAGAACUUCAUCACUGAGGGCAUCUUCUACGCUCUCUGGCGUGCGCCAAACUUCCGGGAGAAGACGAACAACCUCCCACUCAUUUCUUGGCCCGUGCACGGCUACGCCUACGAUGUCCUCAUCGGUGGCUUGUACCCUGACUACAAGACCCAAUGGGACUACGGCAUGCGUGGACUGACUUACGAGAUCGCCGUCCCAGUCACGUUGGCCAACCCGCUCCUCAAGCGUGUCCGGCAACUCUUCGACGAGUCCGCGGCUGAAGGAAAGGCAGUCACCUCGACCUACCGCAGCGGUAUCAACAUCAAGUUCGGAAAAGCCUUCGACAGUCUCUUGGGCCAGACCACUACCCUCCAGAGCAACAAGACCUACGAUUGGUCAAAGGGUGCUAUCAUGUUCGACUUCCCCAGCUACCGCCCGACCACUGGUGACCACUCCAGAUAUAACGAGCCAUGGUACGACAGAAUGCAAAAAGCCCUUAUCGAUGAGUUCCCAACCAGGGUCCACUGGUCGAAGGUUACCAGGGAGGUCAUCCAGUACUCCGUGAAGAAUCUCGAUCCCGAGUUGCUGAGGCGCUUUGCUGCCGUCCGCAAGGAGUUCGACCCACAGGGCACCUUCAAGAGUGUCGUCGGGGACCGGAUAUUCCGGGCCGCCUUUAUAUGCCUCUUCAGCAUCGAGCUCGUCGUUGUCGACGACGACCACGCUAUUUCCAUUUAUGAACACCCGAUGAUUCGAUUUAUACUCGUACAGAACAGACAGGGCAAGACAAGAUUGUCGAAGUGGUAUGUCCCCUACGAUGACGACGAGAAGGUGAGACUACGUGGAGAAGUGCAUCGUCUAGUGGCUCCUCGGGAUCAGAAAUAUCAAUCGAACUUUGUCGAGUUCCGCAACUAUAAGGUCGUAUAUCGUCGAUAUGCUGGCCUAUUCUUCUGCCUGUGUGUUGACGCGAACGACAACGAGUUGGCAUAUCUCGAAGCUAUCCACCUUUUCGUCGAGAUCCUCGACACGUUCUUUGAUAAUGUAUGCGAGCUGGAUCUAGUAUUCAAUUUCUACAAGGUCUACGCGAUUCUAGACGAGAUAUUCCUGGCCGGUGAGAUCGAGGAGACGAGCAAGGACGUGGUGCUGUCGCGACUAGAGGAGCUGGAGAAAUUGGAGUGA